Sphenostylis stenocarpa is the source of this 450-nucleotide messenger RNA. The record is from the annotation of a GenBank genome assembly. Lineage: Eukaryota; Viridiplantae; Streptophyta; Magnoliopsida; Fabales; Fabaceae.
AUGGAUGAUGCUUUCAAAUUCGUCAUCCAAAACCCUGGACUCAACUCUGAAGCAAAUUACCCUUACAAGGGUGUUGAUGGAACCUGCAAUGCCAAUGCAGCAUCCCGCCACGCAGCUACCAUUACCGGGUAUGAGGAUGUCCCUGCAAACAAUGAGAAAGCACUGCAAAAGGCUGUGGCUAAUCAACCAGUGUCUGUGGCCAUUGAUGCCAGUGGCUCUGACUUCCAGUUUUACACGAGUGGUGUCUUCACUGGUUCGUGUGGAACUGACUUGGACCACGGUGUCACUGUGGGAUAUGGUGUCAGUGGUGAUGGAACUGAGUAUUGGUUGGUUAAGAACUCAUGGGGAACAGAGUGGGGUGAAGAAGGGUACAUUAGGAUGCAAAGGGGUGUGGAUUCUGAGGAAGGACUUUGUGGCAUAGCGAUGCAAGCAUCUUACCCUACUGCAUAA